AUGAAAGUGUGGUUUGUAAAGUGUGGUCUGAGAAACUAAGGCUUGCAAAAGAGAGGAGGUAGGUGGAGAAAAAUGAGGGAGGUGGAGAGAAAGAGAGACACGGAGAGAGAAGGGGAGGGGAGAUAAAAUACGAGAACCAGAACGAAACAGAUGAGGACACAUUCAGCCUCUGCAGCAAGGACAGAGCAGGCGUCACUGGGACAGAGACCGACUGAAGAUAUCUACGCUUCGCCAUGACAACCAUGUCAAUCACUGCUCUGGACUGACAGCUGUCAAUCAACAGCAGAGUACUGGACUAAAUAGGAGUAAUUCCUGUAAACUUACAUAUUAGACAUUUUUCUCGUUUUCUCUCAUUCUUUUAAGCAAAGAAAAGGAGUGAUAGUGAUCUGCAUGCAUUCACGUGCGUGUGCAUUGGUGGAAGUGUGUGUGCGAUUGUCUUGCUCUGUAUCAGGGUCACAGUUUUGCUGGCUCUCAUCCGUCAGUGCCACAACAGGCGUCAAGUUAUAAUCAGUGUACGGCUCUCUUCAUUCAACGGAGAUCAUGAGUGAAGGAAGAAAAGAUUUAGAGAUGAGGGACAAAGCCAUCAUGCGCCAGCAGAGGAGACUAAAGCAGGCCACCCAGUUCACACACAAGGACUCUGCAGACCUUCUACCCCUAGAUGGCCUGAAGAGGUUGGGUACCUCCAAAGACCUGCAGCCCCACAGCAUCGUGCAGCGGCGCCUCCUGGAGGGCAACAUCACACGUAUGCGUGUAGAGGCCCGGGACAAUGUCCGCUCCCCCCUAGCAGACAGCAAGGAGGGUGCAGAACCAGAGGAAAGAAGUGAGAGCACGGUGGAUGACUCAACAGAAGAGAAAGAGUCUCCGGAAGAGAGUGAGAAGAGCCUCAGGUCAGACGAUGAAGAGGAUGAUGAAGAAGAGAGGAAGAAGGUGGACGAGACAGCAUCCAGCUUAUCAGCUCUAGUGGUCCAGUGUAAGUGUGGAGAAGCAGAGGUGAAGCUCACCAUAAACACAGGGUGCCAACACAACCACAUCUCCAAGACAUGCUGCAGAAGACUUGGACUGAAAACCAGCCAUGAAGAAAGGUCCCAUGACAAGCUGGCAUUCAGUGACUCAACGGUGGAGACUGUGAAGUCGCUGCACUUGCAGUUGGGCAGGGAAAAAGUGCAAUGCACCGCUCAAGUCAUAGAGGAAUCAGCGUUUGAUGUGUGCUUGGGUCUACAGACUCUGCUGGAACUCAAAUGCUGUGUGGACCUGAACUCCAGAGUGCUCCGUCUCCACAGCACAGAGCAAGAGUUGCCCUUCCUGGAUCCACCUGCCUGCAGUCAGUGCCAUCACCAUGACAACAACAAAAACAUGUGACCUCAGACCUACGUGCCCUAUGACCGCCCCCAUGUAAUCAAAGAGGAAGUUCAGAGAGGACAGCCUGUGUCUGGACUGUAGUGUCCUAUAGAGUAACUCUCUCCUCCUCAUUCUUCAUUGUUGCUUUAUUUCUGUGCUAUUGACAGAAAUCUGCCAACCUAUUUUUUUCUGCUGUUUUAAACUAUAUUUGAUUAAGUGUUUUGAGGAGGAGGAAGAUUUUUAUAUUUUAAAUUGCCUUUAUUGAAAAAUAACACAAGCACACAGUUAAUCUGAAAGUAAGAAAAUGUGCUCAUCAGGUGAUUUGAAUUACAAUACAAAUAAAUUUAAUUCUUGUA
Molecule: messenger RNA, 1694 nt
Organism: Misgurnus anguillicaudatus (oriental weatherfish)
Lineage: Eukaryota; Metazoa; Chordata; Actinopteri; Cypriniformes; Cobitidae
Gene: nrip2
Product: nuclear receptor interacting protein 2
Biological process (GO): proteolysis
Molecular function (GO): aspartic-type endopeptidase activity
Source: RefSeq, a predicted model, not a curated record